Molecule: messenger RNA, 417 nt
Organism: Punctularia strigosozonata HHB-11173 SS5
Lineage: Eukaryota; Fungi; Basidiomycota; Agaricomycetes; Corticiales; Punctulariaceae
Exons: 1
Coding region: 1-417 (138 amino acids)
Source: RefSeq, a predicted model, not a curated record
AUGGGCGUAUUCGAAGCUAUUCGAAGGCACGGACGUUAUCAUGGAUUCCUGUAUCAACUCAACCUUGAAGCGUAUCACUGGGAUAUUGCACAGCGCGUGGCGGGCGAAGACUUUGAGAGCAAGAAGACACGCAUGACGGGCGAGGACUUGCUCAGGCGUGGCAAAGAGGUCACGGCAAAAAUCGUCGCGCUUCACGACCCGAAGGAGGCGGAUUUUACGAUGCACGUCUAUCAGUCCUUCACCGAGUACCAGUACAGCAUCCAUAUUCACGGCAACAACACGGUUGCGAACGCGAAGGCCGCUGGGGCACUGGACGCACGGGAGCUGUACCCCAAUGUGGAGAUGACGAGCUUAAAGGAGUUUGCUAAUAAAGGCUUCUAUGCAAACCCAUUACCCCUUUACGAUGAUGGAUACUGA